Molecule: messenger RNA, 228 nt
Organism: Fusarium venenatum
Lineage: Eukaryota; Fungi; Ascomycota; Sordariomycetes; Hypocreales; Nectriaceae
Source: RefSeq, a predicted model, not a curated record
AUGGACGAUCCCUACAGCUGCUGGUGCACCCCUGGAGGGAGGAUCCUGGCCCCCUGUGCAGAUCGCACGUCCGCACCUCCUCUCAGGGCCGGCUUGUCUUUUGCCCAGGACACUCGUACUUGCGAUAUUCCCUUGGCUUUCCCGUUGAAUGUCUGGGAGCCCUUCAAGAGCCGAGGUGGCGCUCUCUCAAAGGUUCUGUUCAACCAAACCCUGGAAGUAUCAUCAUAG